GGGCUUUCCACGAGGCUCACCUGAGCACAAGCAGUUUUGCAGGCAUGAGAAAUCACAGUGAGAGCAACGCUUUUUCACCAUAUGUUAAUGUGAAGAGUGAACAGUAAAUGGUUAAUCUUACUGCGAUCUGGUUCUUAUUAACUGUGGUUUAUCCGGACGUUAAAUUCGGCGUUUCGUUACACCCGAAGGAGAACGUGACAGUGAAAAAGCGGCAUUAUCAGGUGUUUCAAGUGCUGCAAUGUCAGCUCAAUCCAGCAUCAAGUCGACGCCGCCCAGCGACAAGGGCAGUAAACCGACAUCAAGUAAGCCCACCCGGGCGUUAUCAGGUGUUCCAAGUGCUGCAAUGUCAGCUCGAUCCGGGAUCAAGUCGAUGGCGCCCAGCGACAAGGGCAGUAGAACGACAUCAAGUAAGUCCGCACAGGCAAGAGCCAAGGCAGAAGCCGCCAAGGUGCGACUGCAUUACGCCAGACAAGAAGCAGUUUUGAAAAUGAAACUGGCCACCAGAGAAGCCGAAAUCCAGAAAGAAAAGGCUGCCAGAGAAGCCGAAAUCCAGAAAGAAAGGGCCGCCAGACAAAGAGAAGAGGCUGCCAGAGAAGCCGAAAUCCAAAGAGAAGAGGCUGCCAGAGAAGCCGAAAUCCAGAAAGAAAGGGCCGCCAGAGAAGCCGAAAUCCAGAAAGAAAGGGCCGCCCGAGAAGCCGAAAUCCAGUUGGAAAUGGCAAAAAUAUCGACAGAGUUGCAAGUGCUGCAGCUAGAAAGAGAAGAAGCUGCUGCCAUGGCGGAAGCAAAGUACAUAGAAGAAGCUGAAGGGUCGCGUGAUCUGACCGCAGCAAGAUCUACUUUAGAAAGGACCAGACUGGAACGCACAAGCGACUAUGUACAAUCUCAAAUAGACAGGCAGGCUCGUCUCCCCUCUCCAUACGUAUUCGAUAACUUCCCCAGCUACGAGGAACCUCAGAGAGUCACGAUUGCAUCACAUCCAUACGAGGAAGGAAAUUUACCCUCACGGCUCCGUGAUGAAGUCAAGAAUGAAAGAACCGACAACGCUCCUUCACCCCCACAACAGGACGGCGGGGAGGGAGAGGUUCACUCCAGGACAACAAUUGUCAGCUCGAACUGUACAGAAGUUUGCGGUCAAACUCAGUCAAGCCGUUCUUGUUCCGAGAUCUGCCUCACUGAGGUGUACCCUAAAGAAGCACAACAAGACAUUACCAAGCGUAAAGUAACCGACGAGACGCUAGGUCAGUCAGUUUUCGUUCAAACCGAGCACGGAAACAAACUUGCACAAUCAGCUCAAGAUACCAUUUCUUUAAAAACCAAAGACACCAAGAUUAGGACAGAUGGAAGACUAUGA
Hypanus sabinus (Atlantic stingray) is the source of this 1351-nucleotide messenger RNA. RefSeq lists its product as uncharacterized. Bases 239 to 1351 code for a protein of 370 amino acids. NCBI's taxonomy places the organism in Eukaryota, Metazoa, Chordata, Chondrichthyes, Myliobatiformes, Dasyatidae. The record is from RefSeq and is a predicted model, not a curated record. The transcript has 3 exons.